UAUUCUGCAUCAAUCCUUGCGAAAUGCGCAAGAAUAAAGGACAUCCGGGGGAGUAGCAUUUCCGAAAUAGAGACCGGGCCAACAGGUCCGGACGAGGCCAGAUAGAGCAUAAUGUGCUAGAAGGCCUUCCUAUAAACCAAUAUAGGGAGAUCGAGAUUGCAAUUGGCCCAAAUUUGGGCGACAACAAGCCAGUGGAUAAGGACGCUUGGCCCGAACUCCCUAUGCCACGGGAUUCCCAUAUGUUACCGGAUCAUUCUCAACAACUACUCCGUGCGGCGCGAUCUGGACGGAUUUACAAGCCUCCGGCUCCACCCGAAGAUGACAAUGAGAUGAAAGAUGAAGAGGAGGAGAGCAAGGAUGUGCAGACCGGCUUCACUAUCAAGAAAUAUAUCAAAGUUGCACGACACCUCGAAGCACCCGAGCCUGAGUAUCUUGCCAAGAGGAGGAAAGGUCUCCCGUCACAGUACGUGCACGGUCAGGUGCAACCAGCCAUGAGGGAGACCAAGGUCAAGAAGCUAGACGCGGAAGGGAACGUCAGCGUCUUCAAGGUCCUUGUUCCAGAAGGCCAGGCCGUAGAGGGCGAGGUUCAGCCCACGGAUGAUGCCAUCGAAGUCGUCCCAAUCGCUGCCGCACCUGGAACGAUCGUAGAGGGAGUUGGCGUUGUGAAUGCAGAAGGUGUAGUAGUCGCCAGUGAUAUUAUGCAGCAAACGCCACCGCGAAGACGGCCACCACCACCAAAAAAGAAGGUGAAACGCGCAGGACCCGGCAGAGGAAAGAAAAAGGUGGUCUUCAUCGAAGGAGCAGCAGAACAAGGGACACCAACCUCGCAUGCGGGAAGUGAUAUGCUCGCUCUUCCUGGUGUCAAACAGGACGUGGAAAUGUCUGACAGGGAUACGCCAAUGGGUGAGGGUGGAGCAGAAGAAGAGGAAGGUUCCGGGGAAGAGAUGUCAGACGACGAUGAAAUGGACCACACACCGGCACCGACGACGCCUCCCAAACCGAUCAGCGCACCGGCCAGCGAUCCCAUCAAUGAGCCCGUCAAUGAGCCCGUCAGUGAGCCAGUUAUCCAUCCAGUCGACACGCCAGACAGAACUAUGUCGGAUGUCGCUGCUGUCCCAGAAGUCCCAACAACCGAUCUUGUAGAAAAACCACAGCUGCCUGCAGAGAGUGAAUCACACGCGCCGCCUACAUCUUUGGCCGUGACCGAAGAGCGUGUCAUCGAAGAAGACUCAUCCAGCUCUCCAGACCUACCACUCUCCACCAUAAGUCAUAGCAGACAAAAUUCUCCAAGUCAAAUUCCUGCUUCUGCGACCUCAGACUACCCUGUACUUUCGGAGGCCGGUCAGGCACCCGAGCCUGUAUCUGAACUCGACAGUACCGAAGUAGCCCCCGCGGACAACCCCUCUGCUCCAGCAUCAGAUAGUGGAAUGGAUCUGCUGGGGAGCCUGGAAAGGCAACUGGAGAAGGAUAGCGAGGACAUGGCGGCCUCUUGAUGUGGCUAUGUCUUUGCACAAUGAAUAGGGGGUUAUGCACUUGCGCCUCGUAUGUGCUGUUCCCAGGCUCCUUAUUGUUUGUGCUGUUUGUUAGGCUUGGAUUUAAUGUUUUAGUUUGCAUAACUCAAAACUGGCGUG
Molecule: messenger RNA, 1631 nt
Organism: Dothidotthia symphoricarpi CBS 119687
Lineage: Eukaryota; Fungi; Ascomycota; Dothideomycetes; Pleosporales; Dothidotthiaceae
Exons: 2
Coding region: 240-1493 (417 amino acids)
Source: RefSeq, a predicted model, not a curated record